This is a messenger RNA of Helianthus annuus (common sunflower), 1429 nucleotides long. RefSeq names its product bifunctional nitrilase/nitrile hydratase NIT4B. Bases 219 to 1253 code for a protein of 344 amino acids. Gene Ontology annotation, molecular function: nitrile hydratase activity; nitrilase activity. The record is from RefSeq and is a predicted model, not a curated record. Lineage: Eukaryota; Viridiplantae; Streptophyta; Magnoliopsida; Asterales; Asteraceae. The transcript is spliced from 6 exons. Gene Ontology annotation, biological process: detoxification of nitrogen compound.
AUGAUUGUUUGAGAUUUGCGGUUCAUGAUUGUUUGAGACACCUAUUUUAUCGUCUUCUCCGUCAUUUCUUUUGCAGAGAUUCUCAUAAUCAAAACCAUUCGCGAGUACAGUGUAUUUCUGUAAUGAGGGGUUGAUUGGUUGGAGGGUUUUAUGGUGUUUAAGCAGCAAGAACAGGUGAUUACUAGUUCAAAAAUACACAAAAGAGGGGAAGAAAAGCAAUGGCAUUAGUUCCAACAACCGAGACCGAUGGUGCUGCUGUAUUCACCGAAGUCAACAUGGUUUCUUCCGACUCCGGCCCAACGGUUCGGGCCACUGUUGUACAGGCUGCAACCGUCUUCUAUGAUACCCCUGCUACCCUUGAUAAGGCUGAGAGAUUACUAGCUGAAGCUGCUUCAUAUGGAUCACAGUUAGUUGUCUUCCCCGAAGCGUUUAUUGGUGGAUAUCCUCGUGGGUCGAAUUUCGGUGUGACAAUCGGUAACCGUACACUCAAGGGUAAAGAAGAAUUCCGGAAGUAUCAUGCUGCAGCCAUAAAUGUACCUGGUCCUGAAGUUGAUCGAUUGGCGGCAAUGGCGGGAAAAUACAAAGUUGUUUUAGUGAUGGGAGUUAUAGAGAGAGAUGGAUACACUCUUUAUUGUACGGUUUUAUUUUUCGAUAAUCAAGGGUGUUACCUUGGCAAGCACAGGAAGCUUAUGCCAACAGCUUUGGAGCGCAUCAUUUGGGGCUUUGGCGACGGGUCACAUAUACCCGUUUUUGAUACUCCCGUUGGAAAAAUCGGUGCGGCUAUUUGUUGGGAGAAUAAAAUGCCAUUGUUAAGGACUGCAAUGUAUGCUAAAGGAAUAGAAAUAUAUUGUGCACCAACAGCUGAUUCAAGGGACGUAUGGCAGGCAUCAAUGACACAUAUAGCGUUGGAGGGUGGAUGUUUUGUCUUAUCGGCAAACCAGUUUUGUCGAAGAAAAGAUUACCCCGCUCCCCCGGAAUAUGAUUUUACUGGAACCGAUGAAGAACUCACACCAGAAUCUGUAGUUUGUGCUGGUGGCAGUGUUAUCAUUUCACCCUCAGGGGUUGUUCUUGCGGGACCGAAUUAUGACGGUGAAGCACUCAUUACAGCUGAUUUAGAUCUUGGAGAAAUUGCUCGAGCAAAGUUUGAUUUCGAUGUGGUCGGCCAUUAUGCAAGACCCGAAGUGCUUAGCCUGAUUGUGAGAGACGAUCCAGCAACCCCAGUUUCGUUCACAUCAGAUGGUUCUCACAAAUAAUCUCCCCUUGUUAUGCAUUUGAUGAAAAUGAAUGUCGUUUACGCGCUUUUUCAAUGAUAACAAAUGAAAACUUUUGUAUUGAUUUAGACGCUUUACCGACCAACUUACAUAUAAGAUCGAAAGUCGAGUGUAUCUCAAGAAAGAUCCGAACCGGAUACUAUACGGUCUCUUAGAUC